Postia placenta MAD-698-R-SB12 is the source of this 1338-nucleotide messenger RNA. RefSeq lists its product as hypothetical. Bases 1 to 1338 code for a protein of 445 amino acids. Gene Ontology annotation, cellular component: membrane; mitochondrion. Gene Ontology annotation, molecular function: FAD binding; D-arabinono-1,4-lactone oxidase activity. The record is from RefSeq and is a predicted model, not a curated record. Lineage: Eukaryota; Fungi; Basidiomycota; Agaricomycetes; Polyporales; Adustoporiaceae. The transcript is spliced from 5 exons.
AUGGACCCGCCCGCUGCCGCUGACCCGCCCUCCGUCGCUGCCCUCGCCCAGAUCCCCACCCCCACCCUCCACGCGCUCCUCCGCCCCAUCGCCGUCCCCCCCGGCCACCCCCGCGCCACCUUCGUCAACUGGGGCCUCAGCUACGCCUGCACCCCGCGCGCCGUCUUCGAGCCCCAGUCCGCCCACCACUGCGCCCUCGUCUUCGAGCUCGCCCGUCGCGAGGGCCGCACCGUGCGCGCCGCCGGCGUCGGCCACAGCCCGAGCGACCUCGCCUGCACGUCGGGCUACAUGCUGCGCACCGAGAAGCUCGACAGGAUCAUCGAGGUCAACGCCGAGAAGCGCUACGUCGUCGCGCAGGGCGGCAUCACCCUCCACGCCCUCCACGCCGCCCUCGCCGCCGCCGGCCUCGCCAUGUCCAACCUCGGCUCCAUCUCCGACCAGACCCUCGCCGGCAUGGUCACCACCGCCACGCACGGCUCCGGCCUCGCCUUCCGCGUCCUCUCCACGCACGUCCGCGCCCUCACCCUCCUCCUCGCCGACGGCGCGCGCGUCCGCUGCUCCCGCGCCGAGCGCCCGGACCUCUUCCUCGCGUCCCUCUGCGGGCUCGGCGCCACCGGCCUCAUCCUCGACGUCACCCUCGACGUCGAGCCCGCCUUCCGCCUCAAGGACGUCCAGCACUCCGUCCCCUUCGACGCCGCCGUGCGCGACCUCGACGCGCUCGCCCGCUCCGCCGAGCACGUCCGCCUCUGGUGGUUCCCCCAGGCCGGCACCGUGCGCGUCAGCGCCGCCAGCCGCACGUACGAGCCCGCCAAGCCCGUCUACACGUGGCUCUGGCACUCGCUCGUCGGCUACCACCUCCUGCAGCUCCUCCUCUUCCUCGGCCGCUUCGUGCGCGCGCUCAACCCCUGGACCGCGCGCCUCGGCGCGUGGCUCGUGUCCGGCAGCACCGUCGCCGUCGACGCCAGCCACCGCAUAUUCAACCUCGACUGCAAGUACCCGCAAUUCACGACCGAGUGGGCCGUCCCGUACGAGCGCGCGCCCGCGUGCCUCCGCGCGCUGCGCGCGUGGCUCGACGAGGAGCACGCGGACCCCGCCGGCCUGCGCCCGCACUUCCCCAUCGAGAUCCGCUUCACGGACGCCGACGACGUCUGGCUCAGCCCCAGCAACGGCACCAAGGCGUGCUGGAUCGGCAUCGUGCAGUACAACAUCGAGAUCACGCUCAGGAGGACCUUCUCGACGCUCUGCACGGGGCUCCAGCGCUCGGACGCGCUCUCGUACAUGGUCGGGUCGUCGCCGGGCGCGUGCAGGAUGGAGAUGCACACGUUGCCGUCGGGGUAG